CGUGAUUCUAAAAGUUGUCAUGGGAAAGAAGGUUGAAAAAAGCUUAUCAAAGGAAAAGCAUUCACAUUUACCCCAAGCCGAAGAAACUGACACAGUCAGAUCUGGAGAGCCACACAGAUGCAGUGGAAACUUUCAGCUCGACUUCAGUAUGAUAUGUAAGCAUAUGCAGAUUUCCUAUAUUCCGGCUGUUAUAGUUCGUCCCAAAGUGCCGCCCCUUGUGCCGCCAGUACCAAGCAGUGAAAUGAAGUUUGAAAAGAAGGGAGACAAGAAGCAUCAAUUACCCAGCUCUGAGGCUGAACCGGAAAUAGACCUAAAUGAAGGGGGAGUUUCCCUCGAAGGGCCACCAAAAACUUACAUCACACAAGAUAAGUUCCAGUAUUUUAAGCCGAACAUUCAAGUGGAGCUUGACAACAUUGAACGCUGGGAAACAGUCACCGAAAUCUACAUUAGAGGCUGGAAGAUUGAUGAGCCCAUGAUGGGAGUGUUCCAGCUGUGCUGGCCUGCCAUUCAUAGACUUCACACCAUCAACCUCUGGAACACAGGCCUGACAGGGGAAACUGUGCAUAUGCUGGCAUCAUUUCUGCCUCAGUGUUUGCAUUUGAAGCAUGUUUUUCUGGAUGGUAAUUCAGUGAAAGAGGAAAACUGGUGUGAACUGCUUCAGGAAAACAGCCUAAUUCAAAACUUGUCCCUGAGACACUGUCGGAUCACUGACCAUGGGGCAGCAAAAAUUGGAACUGCUUUGGGAACUGAGACAUCUACAAACAGAAAACUGUUGUCACUGAAUCUAUCUGGCAAUUUGAUUACUGAUGACGGGGCAGAGCAUCUGGCCAAGGGUCUGAGAAUGAAUCGCACACUUUUGUCUCUGACAUUGACAAGUAACAGUAUUGGAGACCAGGGAGCAGUCAGGAUUGCCGAGACCCUGUCCAGAUUUCCGUUGACUCAUGAAGAAGUGGUAGCCAGAAGAAUGCUCCUCUCAGAGAAGGCACAGAUGGAAGUGAAAUCACCGAAUCCCAGCAGACGAUCUGAGUCUAAAGACAGGCCUAGCAGUGUCAGCAGAAGUGCCACACAACUAGACAAGUCUAAGCAAAAACCUCCGCCAAAGAAAAAA
Molecule: messenger RNA, 1108 nt
Organism: Candidula unifasciata
Lineage: Eukaryota; Metazoa; Mollusca; Gastropoda; Stylommatophora; Geomitridae
Source: the annotation of a GenBank genome assembly